Molecule: messenger RNA, 1029 nt
Organism: Biomphalaria glabrata
Lineage: Eukaryota; Metazoa; Mollusca; Gastropoda; Planorbidae
Product: orexin/Hypocretin receptor type 1-like
Exons: 1
Coding region: 1-1029 (342 amino acids)
Biological process (GO): G protein-coupled receptor signaling pathway
Cellular component (GO): membrane
Molecular function (GO): G protein-coupled peptide receptor activity
Source: RefSeq, a predicted model, not a curated record
AUGAACACCACCUUCGCCUCCGACUCCCUGGCGGCUGCUGUGAUCGAUCCGGCCAUCAAGAACGUAUUUCUAACUGUCAAUCUAUUGUGCCUCUCCGAGCUGAUCGGGAUCUUCGGCAUCGCCGCCAACAUCGUGAACAUUAUCGUCUUUAAGCGGCAAGGCUAUCGAGAUGGCGUGAAUGUCACACUGACCGCUUUGGCCAUCAGUGACCUGGGUGCCCUGUGUACCCAGCAGAUCUCCAACACUUUCGUUGACCCAUGGAUACGCGAGACGAAGUUUGUCAUGCUGAAAACCCACCUGUUCAUUUUCAUGAUCUACGCCCAUGGUUAUUUCAUCAGAAUCGGCGGACUGGUCACGGCUUUCGCCGCCUUUGAACGUUGCAUCCUCGUUUCUUUUCCGCUAAAAGUUAAAAAUUUCAUCACGUCGAAGAUCGCCGUCUUGGUGAACGCAACAUUUUUCCUUGUCUGUCUCUUGUAUUUCAUCCCGUUGUGGUUGGUGGUCUACGUGGACUGGAAAUACUCGCCUGCUAUCAACAGAUCCAUUCUAUCCAUGAUUUUCAAAGAGAACCGGGAGAGCGUUUACUCCAUCUACUACUUCAUCGCCGACAUGUUCGUCCCGUACGCAACGAUCCUCAUGCUCUUGCUAUUCACUACCGUCAUCAUCCGUACGCUCAAGACACAGUCCAAGUGGAGGAAGAACGCAGAGGCCCAGCGAGCUGAACAUUUCGUCUCCAGCAAGCAGCGGAAGGUGGUGGUCAUGCUGAUGGCGGUGUCCGUCAUGUUCAUGGUGUGCCUGACCCCACACUCCAUCCUGCACACGGCGCUGGGACUGUUCCGGGAGAUGAAGGUGGACGGCACCUACGCCAGCCUGUACUUCGUCUGCUACUCAUUCACCACCUUGCUAGAGACAGUCAACUGCAGCGCCACUAUUUUUGUCUACGCCACAAUGAGUACCCGGUACAGGGAGGAGCUCACCUUGUUAGUGGCCUGCUUGAAGACGAAAUUUCGUUUCCACCGCAUCAGCUUAUGA